UAUUGGAAAACGUUGAGGUUGCGUUGUCGGAACGAGACAAAAGACGAUUACUUGCUUUGCUUGGUAGGUAAAAUGAUUUAAAAAAAAAACACAAUUUAAGCAGACUAAAUAGUUCAUAAAUUGGUCCAAAACAAGUGUAAGUAUAGAGUCGUUGCAAUGGAUUCAGUGAUUGAUGUCGACGAUCAGACGGUGGAAGUGGAUAUUGAAAAUCUUUUGUCAGAAGAAAGGGAAGCCAUUUUUUCGAUAGCGCGGUCGGACGCCUCACUAUCAGGUAGUUCGUCACACUUUGACCAGACUGAGGAAAUAGACCUGCUACCCGAAUUUAUGAAUUCAAAUAAUGACGACAUGAAUUUUCUUAGCUUUCACGAUAAUUUUGUCGAUGAUGAAUCGCUUGAUUUGUGCUCUUAUUUGGGAAAAUCGAUAAAUGCCCCUGUUAAAAAGAAUGAGGUCAGUAAUGGCCGAACAAACGGCAUGAGUGAUCUUGAAAUCUUACAACAACGACGACAAGAAGAAGUCAAGCUGAAGAAUGCUAUUAAAACGCAUGUACUAGUUCCAGUUUCUCAUUUAAAUAAUAAUCCUGGAGCAAAGAUGUGGAAAACAGCAGACGGGGAACCCCAGUGUAUGUCCAAAAAUGCGGUUGCUGCUCGAGAAAAUAGAAUGAAGAAAAAACAAUACUUGUCACACUUGGAAAAAACAGUCAAAGCAUUGAGAGAUGAAAAUACACGACUGAGAAUGAAUGAAGACUUAAAAGACAAUGAAAUUAAUAAACUUAAAACAGAAGUCAAAUAUUUGAGUAAUGUUUUAGCCAAUCAGUCAGCAUUGUCAGCUUUGCUUCAAAACAUCCACACAACCCCAAAUGUCAAAUUUCCAACACAAAGAAAUAAGUCUGUUGAUGAUAAAACAGAAAGUUCUUGUCAAACAAACAUUGAUAGGUCCGCCGCAAGACCCAGUGUACUAAAAAGAAAACAUGAAAAUGCAGAUGAAACACUUUCCGCGUCAUCUUCUAAAACUAGGAGGAUGACAAGGUCCUGUAGGUCAGUAAGUAAUGUAAGCACAAAAGAAAAUGAAGUGCGAUUAUCUCAAGGUACAGAACCGGAAAUUGAGGAGGAUGGCACUGGUGGAAUUUGUUUACAUGUCACCGGUCAACGAGUUUCACUCGAAUUUUGUGCCGACUGCAAUAAUAAUUCGAAAUCCAGUUUAAUUUAUAGUGAUCAUUCCUAUGUUCGACAGCAGUUAAAUGUCAAUUCUCCAUCAUAGUGUUAAAAAUAUCAUUCCAUCCCAUAUGACAUUCAUGGUAAAAUCAUUUAUCUUUCAAUUUCAUAGAGAAAAUUAAAUGAUUGACCUUUAUACUGUACUGUGUGUACUAACAUGUAUAUAUUGUGUACAGUAUUAAUUUAAAAGUGCUUGUAGUGUGUUUCAAGAAGACAAUCUGGUGGAAAAGGAAGCUCUGAUAUCACAAAAAACAUUUGAGUUAGAGACAGACUAUUUGAACAAAAAGAUAUUGACUUAAUUAUUAAAGUACAUGUAACAAAAAAAUAACAAAGGAAUUGGAGAAAUUUUUGACAUUGUUUCAGAGAUUUCUUCAACUUUUUGUUAAAUAUUUUUGUUAUUAUUCUCUAUUUUGUUAUUUAUAAUGUGUUUGUGGUAUAAAUUAUGUAAUGUUUUUGUUAAAUGUGUAUGACUAUAAGAUAUACUAAACAAUCUUAUUU
Patella vulgata (common limpet) is the source of this 1709-nucleotide messenger RNA. RefSeq lists its product as uncharacterized. Gene Ontology annotation, biological process: regulation of DNA-templated transcription. The transcript has a single exon. Bases 157 to 1257 code for a protein of 366 amino acids. The record is from RefSeq and is a predicted model, not a curated record. Gene Ontology annotation, molecular function: DNA-binding transcription factor activity. NCBI's taxonomy places the organism in Eukaryota, Metazoa, Mollusca, Gastropoda, Patellidae.